CCCACCUUCCUCUUUCUCUUUUCCUCCGCGGCCCCGUCCGUCGUUGGCUUUACCACUGGCGGGUUCCCACACGGGCCAGACGCCGCCACCGCUGACCCCGUCUACACCGAAUCCCCUCGCGAUUUAACACCCCUCUCUCGCGGCCUUCCCUCCCCACGCGCACACCAAACACGCACGCUGCUCGUUUCGUGGCCUCUUUCUCUCUCCGUUUCCUCGCAGAUCUCCGCGGGGUCGUGCGGUUUCUUGAUUCGGACUUCCCGGGGUCGGAUCUUGGCGGCGGGAGAUGGGCAACUGCUGCGUGACGCCGGGGGAAGCCGCCGGCGACGGGGGCGCUGGCAAGAAGCAGAAGCAGCCGAAGCAGAAGAAGGGCAAGAAGCCGAACCCCUUCUCCAUCGAGUACAACCGGUCGGCACCGCCGGGGCCAAAGCUGGUUGUGCUGCGGGAGCCCACGGGGCGGGACAUCGCCGCGCGGUACGAGCUGGGCGGGGAACUCGGGCGAGGGGAGUUCGGGAUCACCUACCUCUGCACGGACCGCGCCACAGGGGAGGUCCUCGCCUGCAAGUCCAUCUCCAAGAAGAAGCUUCGCACCCCCGUCGACGUCGAGGACGUGCGCCGCGAGGUGGAGAUCAUGCGGCACCUCCCCAAGCACCCCAACAUCGUCACCCUCAGGGACACGUACGAGGACGACAAUGCCGUGCACCUCGUCAUGGAGCUCUGCGAGGGCGGGGAGCUUUUCGACCGGAUCGUCGCUCGGGGCCACUACACGGAGCGCGCCGCUGCCUUGGUCACCCGCACCAUCGUCGAGGUCGUGCAGAUGUGCCAUAAGCAUGGAGUGAUGCACAGGGAUCUCAAACCAGAGAAUUUCUUGUUUGCAAACAAGAAAGAAACAGCGGCUCUUAAGGCAAUUGAUUUUGGCCUGUCUGUAUUUUUCACUCCAGGCGAAAGGUUCACUGAGAUUGUUGGAAGUCCUUAUUACAUGGCUCCGGAGGUGCUAAAGAGAAAUUACGGCCCAGAAGUUGAUGUUUGGAGUGCAGGAGUGAUUCUUUACAUUCUCCUUUGUGGUGUUCCUCCAUUCUGGGCAGAAACUGAACAGGGUGUUGCUCAAGCAAUUAUUCGUUCCAUCAUUGAUUUUAAAAGAGAUCCAUGGCCAAGGGUCUCUGAUAACGCAAAAGAUCUUGUCAGGGGAAUGCUCAAUCCAGAUCCAAAACGGCGAUUAACAGAUCAGCAAGUGCUUGAUCAUCCAUGGUUGCAGAACAUUAAGAAAGCUCCAAAUGUCAAUUUGGGUGAAACUGUUAAGGCUAGACUUCAACAAUUCUCUGUGAUGAACAAGUUCAAGAAGCAUGCACUUAGGGUCAUAGCUGAGCAUCUUUCAGUAGAAGAGGCUGCUGACAUAAAGGAUAUGUUUGAGAAGAUGGAUCUUAACAAAGAUCAGAUGAUAAAUUUGGAUGAACUGAAGCUUGGUCUGCAUAAGAUUGGGCACCAAAUGCCUGAUGCAGAUGUGCAAAUACUAAUGGAAGCUGCGGAUGCUGAUGGAAAUGGAUCCUUGGACUAUGGAGAAUUUGUUACUCUAUCUGUUCACCUCAGAAAGAUUGGCAAUGAUGAGCAUCUACAUAAGGCAUUUGCAUAUUUUGAUCGAAACCAGAGUGGAUAUAUCGAAAUAGAUGAACUUCGCGAGUCAUUAGCUGAUGACCUGGGACAAAAUCCUGAAGAGGUUAUCAAUGCCAUCAUCCGUGAUGUAGACACUGAUAAGGAUGGCAUGAUAAGCUACGAUGAGUUUGCGGCAAUGAUGAAGGCUGGAACAGACUGGAGGAAAGCAUCAAGACAGUAUUCAAGAGAACGGUUCACCAGCCUGAGCCUAAAGCUGCAAAAGGAUGGAUCGUUGCAGAUGACAAGUACACGGUAGCGGAUAACACCAAUAGGCAAGUUGUGAAUUCCAGAUGAAAACCUUGUGUAGUUUUCUGGUUGUUUUGUUGACAACUACUUCUGUUCGUCUCGAUGUUCUAUUGAUUUCUAUUCUUCACUCGUUACCCGUUUGAAGCAUUAGGGGAUUGUUAAUGCUUUGAUUGUAUUUAGACUAUACGAUCCACGCCUCACGGAUGUCCACUCCUUGGGCAAAGUGUACUGUACAAGAGAAAGAGAAAAAAAAAGUGGUUGUACGCAUUUCUCUACUUUUGUA
Messenger RNA from Phragmites australis (common reed), 2176 nucleotides. Its product is annotated as calcium-dependent protein kinase 20-like. The record is from RefSeq and is a predicted model, not a curated record. NCBI's taxonomy places the organism in Eukaryota, Viridiplantae, Streptophyta, Magnoliopsida, Poales, Poaceae. The coding region runs from base 284 to 1903 and encodes 539 amino acids. Gene Ontology annotation, cellular component: nucleus; cytoplasm. Gene Ontology annotation, molecular function: calmodulin binding; calcium/calmodulin-dependent protein kinase activity; calcium-dependent protein serine/threonine kinase activity. The transcript has 8 exons. Gene Ontology annotation, biological process: protein autophosphorylation; peptidyl-serine phosphorylation; intracellular signal transduction.